AUGCCGGCAGCAACCCCCGCCUCACACAGCCUCGACCUCUCGCGCAUCGCCGCCCCGAUGGUCGGCCAGAGCGACCUGCCCUUCCGCCUCCUCGUCCGCCGUUACGGCGCCUCGCUCGCCUACACCCAGAUGCUCCUCCCAGACCGCCUCCUCUCCGAUCCGGACUACCUCGCCUUCCACACACGCGGCCUGCGCGAAGGCGACGACCGCCCCGUCGUGGUCCAGCUCUGCGGGAACGACCCGGAGACGGUCGUCCGUGCUGCUCGCACCGUCGUUCACCGUGCAGACGCCAUAGUUGACGGGGGAAGACGUGCAGAUUUGAACUUGGGCUGUCCGCAGGACGCGGCAAGGGAGGCUCACUACGGCGGGUACCUGCUUGGCCAGAAGGACUGGCCGCUGGUGGAGAGCAUAGUCUCGGCGCUCUCCCAUUCCCUCCCGGUCCCGGUCUCCUGUAAAGUGCGGCUCACGCCCGACCCCGCACAUACACCCAUGCUCGGUGCACGUCUCGAGGCCGCCGGCGCGUCCUGGCUCACCUUGCACGCGCGUCAGGUAUCCGCGCGGCGGCGCAGGCAAGGAGCCGCGGACCUAGCCUAUGUCGGAGCCCUGAGGAGUGCCGUGCAUGUGCCAGUAGUCAGCAACGGGAACGUGCGGACCUGGGAGGACAUUGGGAGGAAUUUGGAGGAGACGAAAGCGGAUGGAGUCAUGGUGGGGGAGGAGUUGCUCGCAAAUCCAUGUUUGUUCGCGGACAAAGUCCCGGAUCCGGUCAAGAUCUCGCUCGAAUAUCUGGCGCUAGUCGAAGAGCACCCCGAGACGGCCACGAUGCAGACGGUGCAGAUGCAUGUCCGACACUUUAUCGAAAAAAAAUGUGGGCGCCGCCCGUGGUUCACCAAGUUCCGCAUGGCACUCGCGCGCACUGAGACCCCGGCGGACAUCGUGCGGCUCCUCCGCGUACGCGUGCAACGUUGGCGCGGGCUCCCGCCGCUCGAGCACGAUCGUUGGUCGAGCGACAGCAAGGACGAUGAUGACGAGCACGAGGACGGGCCACGGGAGGAAGCCGAGGAUCUGUCGGGUUUGGGAUUGUGGGACCUCUAA
Molecule: messenger RNA, 1092 nt
Organism: Epithele typhae
Lineage: Eukaryota; Fungi; Basidiomycota; Agaricomycetes; Polyporales; Epitheliaceae
Product: FMN-linked oxidoreductase
Exons: 5
Coding region: 1-1092 (363 amino acids)
Biological process (GO): tRNA processing
Molecular function (GO): tRNA dihydrouridine synthase activity; flavin adenine dinucleotide binding
Source: RefSeq, a predicted model, not a curated record